CUCCCCUCCCUGCUCUGUGGUUUGCUCUGUGUUUUCCCCCAUGAAAACUUGAAUCCUCCCGGUGAUAAGUGAGGUCCUAUGUAGACAGAGCAGGGGAGGGGGGAGGAGCUGUGGACGUCCUCAUUCUCCCCCUGCUUGAAUCUUACAGAUAGGGGCGUUUCUGAGGAUGAGCCUAUGGCUGCCUCAGAAAGCACCCGCUCAUGCAUAUGCAUAAGCAGGGAGGAGCUGACAGAGGCUAGGGGGAGCACAAACACUGCUGGGAGGAAGAGAUCUCCGUCCCCAAGAUGGCGGCUGCAAUGUAAUGAAUAGGGGACGGACGCAGGACUACUGGGCUAUGCUGGCAACUCUAAUAUCUCAGAAACGGCUGCAUAUAGUGAGCACCAGUGAGGUCCUGCUAUCUCCAGACAGAGACCAGUGUGAUCGAGCAGGUGUUUGCCCAAAGAUUGAAUGUGGGACCUUAGAAAUAAAAAUAACUCUACUUGUAAAUGAGCUCCAGGCCAUGAAUGUGGACAUAGAAAACAUCCACCUGUUAGACAGAAAAUGCCGGGGAUUACUCAACAAUGGGGGCAUUUUGUCUAUAACAAUGAAGACUCAGGAAGGUGUGUGCGGGACUGUGCUUACUACAUCGGAGACAGAAGCAACAUAUAGGAACACUGUUUUCCUGCCACCGAAUCCAGCUGCGAUUAUUGUUCGAGAAAUACUCAACAUCAAUGUGGUCUGCACUUAUCCUCUGUAGCAGAUCGUAAUGUCAGGAAUAUCUCAAAAACAUGAUAGAAAGUGAAAAAAUGAAGAAGAGCUUUCUAUUGUUACGAAGGGGCUUUUCCAGUUCAAUAGAAAUAAAAGUUCUGUGUUCAAAAGUUCUGCAAAAUAUAUUUGUUGACAUAGAAUGGAUAAACUCUUGAUUAU
This is a messenger RNA of Hyla sarda, 906 nucleotides long. Its product is annotated as uromodulin-like. The transcript is spliced from 4 exons. The coding region runs from base 302 to 736 and encodes 144 amino acids. NCBI's taxonomy places the organism in Eukaryota, Metazoa, Chordata, Amphibia, Anura, Hylidae. The record is from RefSeq and is a predicted model, not a curated record.